AUGUUGGAUGCUCAAAACCAACCAACCGCUGAGCCGUCAACAACAACCAAUCAUAAUGUACAUAAUAACUGUUUUUUAAUGACCAUGCUGGAUCUGGCAGAGCAAGACAACACUAGACAGCUUCAAGAAGAGUCUCCAAUGCUUCAACUGGAUUUACAUGAUUUUUGCAAAUCCUAUUAUGAAUUGUUGGUUCAGCAAUGUCAGGAACUGAGAGAAGACCAUCAACAACACGAAGCUCAGCUAAGCAUCGCACAGUCCAUGUUAAUUCCUUCCUCAUCUGAUUCGAAUAAUUCAUCAUUUCUUGAAGAGGCAUCCACUUCGAUGUGCAAUCUCGAUGAUCAUUCUUUAGAUGCUCCAUUUUUAGAGGAACAUGAAAUCACUUCCUUCUCUCUUCUUGACCAAACCAACUCCAUCACCUUAGAAAAGGGUACCAAUAAGCAACCAUUCUCUCCUUUUUCAAACUUUGAUCCAGCGAUCCAACCAGACCAUAGUUUGGAUGCUUUGAGCGCAUCUGGAGUUUCUCAUCAAUCUCUCAAGUCAUUGUCUUCUUCCUCCACCUCUGCUUCUCCUCAAUUCAUUAAUACGAUAUUUACAAGCAAUGGAAAAAGGAUUGAGAAGAUUAAAAGAAAGAAAAUUCCUAAAAAGCAGCAAGCAAUGCAAUUUAAUUUCCCAAUGUGGACAUUUCAUAUUUCUUCCUGUUCAACAUCCUCUUGUAACUCGAAAAAUUCAAAACAUAAAAAAGAAUUAUAA
Molecule: messenger RNA, 750 nt
Organism: Naegleria fowleri
Lineage: Eukaryota; Heterolobosea; Eutetramitea; Acrasida; Naegleriidae
Exons: 1
Coding region: 1-750 (249 amino acids)
Source: RefSeq, a predicted model, not a curated record